Cavenderia fasciculata is the source of this 2469-nucleotide messenger RNA. RefSeq names its product 3-methyl-2-oxobutanoate hydroxymethyltransferase. NCBI's taxonomy places the organism in Eukaryota, Evosea, Eumycetozoa, Acytosteliales, Cavenderiaceae. Gene Ontology annotation, molecular function: magnesium ion binding; 3-methyl-2-oxobutanoate hydroxymethyltransferase activity; 2-dehydropantoate 2-reductase activity. Bases 1 to 2469 code for a protein of 822 amino acids. Gene Ontology annotation, cellular component: mitochondrion. The record is from RefSeq and is a predicted model, not a curated record. The transcript has 2 exons. Gene Ontology annotation, biological process: pantothenate biosynthetic process.
AUGUCAAAUUCACUUUCAAUUCUAUCAUCUACCAUUGUUAAACAAUCACAAAAGAGUUUAAUAUCUAAACUCAAUAAUAAUAAUAUUACAUACAGGACUUCUUUUCCUUCUUCUUCUUUUUCUUCUUCCAUUCAUACUUCAUCGACAUCAUUCCAAAUCAAAAAUAAUAAUAAUAAUUUCACAAAUAAUAUAAGUUAUAUUAAUAAUAAUAAUAAUAAUAAGAGUAUAUUUAAACUAUUUAAUAAUAAUGGAAUUAAUAAUAAUAAUAAUAAUAGAUUUUAUUCAGUUCAUACAACUCCAACAAAUACACCAAUUGAAAAAAAGACAACUAUAUUGGAUAUAAAAAAGAAAUUUGAAUCAAAUAUACCUAUAACGAUGGUAACUGCAUACGAUUAUUGUAGUGCCAAAGAGGUGGAUAAUGCAGGUAUCGAUAUGUUGUUGGUUGGUGAUUCAUUGGGAAUGGUAGUAUUGGGUGAAAAAGGAACAUCAAAUGUGACAAUGGAACAAAUGAUACAUCAUUGUAAAGCUGCCAUGAAAGGUGUAAAACGAACAUUUGUCGUUGGUGAUUUACCAUUUGGUAGUUUUGAAACGAGUACACGUGAUGCUGUUGCCAAUGCAUUUAGAUUGAUGAAAGAAGGUGGUGUGGAUGCUGUAAAGUUGGAAGGUGGAAAAAAGCAUGCUGCAACUAUUGCUGCCAUAGUCAAUGCUGGUAUGCCUGUUAUUGGACAUAUUGGAUUGACACCACAAUCUGUUAGUGCGUUGGGUGGAUUCAGGUUGCAAGGAAAGACUUCAGAGCAAGCCAUGUCAAUUUUAGAGGAUGCUCUAGCUUUGCAAGAAGCUGGGUGUUCAGCGAUUGUCAUUGAAAUGGUACCUGAAAUCGUUGCAACUCAAAUCACCAAACAACUCAGUAUUCCAACUAUUGGCAUUGGUGCUGGAAAUGGAACUAGUGGACAGGUACUAGUGUACCACGAUAUGCUUGGGUUAUACUCUGACUUUUUACCAAAGUUUUGUAAACAAUAUGCAACACUAUCGAAAACCAUUCAAGACGGUUUGAAAGAGUACAAACGCGAGACUGAACAACGUCAAUUCCCAACACAAGCUCAUAGUUUUACUAUGAAACAAGAAGAAUCCCAAAUGUUUAUCGAAAAAUUAAACAUCCUCAACAAUCACAACCAAGAAGAAAGUUCUACUGCAUCAAAUAACAAACAAAACAUUGAUUCAUUGUUUUCACAUUUUUCCAAUCCAAAUAAUAUCAAUCAAAGUGUAAAAGAAUUGAUGGAAAGAGAAAAGGCAAUGGAAACAUUAACCUUUGUCAAAGACAAGAAAUCAAAUAAUAAUAAUAACAACAAAUCAACACCAUUAUUGACUUCAAUCGAGCAAGCCAAGUUGAAUAUAGUACCAGAUAAAAAGAAUAAGAAAAAGAUUGCUGUUAUUGGAGCUGGAGCAAUGGGUAGUUUUUUUAGUGCUAAAAUUGCUUCAAAAGAAAUUGCUGAUGUUUGGAUGGUAUCUGCUUGGAAAGAACAUGUUGAAAAAAUUAAUAGGGAUGGAUUAACAUUUUAUAAUUUAAAAGGAGAAAAGGAAAAGAUUAAAUCGAUUAGAGCUACAUUGGAUGCUAAAGAGAUUAUAAAGGAUGGAUAUCCAGAUAUUGUAUUUGUGUUGGUCAAGAGUCCAGCAACCAAACAAGCAUCUUUGACAGCUUCUACUAUAGUUGCAGGUAAUCCAAAUGCAAUCAUUUUGACACUUCAAAAUGGAGUAGGCAAUCGUGAAGAGAUUGAACAAACCAUCACUGAAAAGGGAUACAAAAAUAGAGUAUGGCAAGGUGUCACUAGCAAUGGAUGUUAUGUAGUCGAACCUGGCAUCGUCAGACACACUGGUUCUGGUCCAACCUACCUCGCAGCAUCACCAUCCAUAGUUUCAAAGAGUGACUAUGGAAUGGAGAAUCGUCAAGAUUCAAAAGAGGAAAGAGAGGCACUCGAAUCAUUAAAAGAUAUUCUCAUCAAUGUCGGUAUUGAAAGUCAAGUAUCCAACGAUAUCGAUGCAUUGAUUUGGGGUAAAGUCGUUGCCAAUGCUGCCAUUAACCCAUUGUCUGCUGUUUUGGGUGUUCAAAAUGGAUACUUGAUCAACAAUGAGUAUCCAAAGUCAUUGAUGAAAAAGAUUGUUGGCGAAGGCAUGGAAGUGUGCAGAGCCAAGGGUAUCAAGUUGCCCUAUGGAGAUGACACUGAGCAAGGAUUCAAGUAUGUCACUGAUAUUGCCCAACGUACCUCCUCCAACUACUCUAGUAUGCUAGUCGACGUUAUCCGUGGCCAACCAACAGAAAUUAAAUCAAUCAAUGGUGUGAUUGUAAAGGAAGGUGAACGACUCGAUGUCAAUGUAUCAUACAACAAAAUGAUAAUGGAAAUGGUUCUCAACCGUCAUCCAUCUCUCUCUUCUUCUUCUUCUUCUAGAUCCAAAUCUGUUCAACAUCUUUAA